This is a messenger RNA of Elaeis guineensis (African oil palm), 1624 nucleotides long. The record is from RefSeq and is a predicted model, not a curated record. NCBI's taxonomy places the organism in Eukaryota, Viridiplantae, Streptophyta, Magnoliopsida, Arecales, Arecaceae.
UUUUUGUUUUUUUUUUAAAUAUUGGCUCCGCUCCUCCACCGUUCAGUGAAUAAGAUUAGACUCCAAAACCUCUCCCUCAACAAAUUCCGCCUCUUUUCCUCUCUGUUUGACGCAGAGGGAGGAAGAAGGAAACAAAGAAAGGAGGGGAGGAACGAAGAGAGAUGGGAAACAGCCUCUUUAGAUUCCUCCGUGGGAUUUGCUGCAAGCCCACAACCACACCGGAGAUCCAAUCUUUGGGUCACCAUGGGGUCUCUGCUCUCGCUCAUGAUCUCCUCCAUUUCGACAUCACAUCUCAGGUUCCAGAAGGGCUGAGCCCACAUGUGGUCUCCUCCAAGAAGGCACAGGCAAACUGGUAUAAGAAACUUUUGGAGGCAUGGAGGGAGGCCAAGCCACCACCAAAAACACCAGAAGAAGCAACAAGGCUGGUUGUCCAAACCUUAAAGAGGCAUCAGAAAGCAGAUGUAGAGGGCCUCUUGACUUACUAUGAUCUUCCACUGCCCCACACACUCUCAGAAAUCUCAGUGAUUCCAUCAUCUAGACCUGAAGGAGUGAAGUAUGAACUGCAAACACUUCCUGUGGAUGCGAAAGCUGUUGCGGAUGGAGAUACCAUAACAGUGUACGUCGACACUGCUGAUGCAAGAGAGUCAGCCAAUGUUCCUCGAGGAGUACAUGAAGCAGCAAUCAAAAGGGCCAAAGCCCGCACUGCGAAGAACUACAAGAAAGCUGAUGAGCUUCAGAAAAUAAUUGCUGAUGCAGGAUAUAGGUCACCAACUGGGAAAAUUCAUCAACCUAAGUUCAUUUUCAGCCUGCCCAAGAGUCUGAAUUUUUGUGUUCUUUGCUACAGGGUGAUAACCGGACCGAAAGGCGAAGAGACCUUGGCACGAAAAUACCGAAUCAGACUAAGGGGAAUUGAUGCACCAGAGAGCUCAAUGCCAUAUGGGAAAGAGGCUAAGGAGGAACUGGUGAAGAUGAUCCAAGGAAAGCAUCUAAAGGUGUAUGUGUAUGGAGAUGACCGAUAUGGUCGUUGUGUUGGAGAUGUCUACUGCAAUGGUGCUUACAUACAAGAGCAGAUGCUGAAGAAAGGGCUUGCAUGGCACUAUGCUGCCUACGACCAACGACCGCAGCUUGCAACGUGGGAAAAAGAGGCACGUGCUGCGCGUGUUGGCUUAUGGGCUUCAUCACACCCUGAGAAGCCAUGGGAGUGGAGAAAAGAAAGACGUAAUGGAGCGUGAAGGCAAGGAUCUAAAUUGAGGACGACAGAAGCUUAGAUUGUUUGGGAGCCGAUGAUAUAAGGCAAAUAAGGGAAACCAAGAUAAUGAAGCUUGUGAGAUUAAGAAAUGGGUGAAGGAUUCUUUUGUUUCAGAAUUGAAAUAUCAAAGAUACAUCAAAAGGAGCAACUAAAAUGUAUUUAAAAUUUCUGUGUGUGUGACAUUAAAAAAGUUUAGAGCCAUGACAUUUGUGCUUCAAUAAUGGUCCAUGAAGAAUGUGUGACAAUGAUCAGUAAGGACUAACAAAAGAAAUGCACUUUGAUUUUUAUUUCUCCAGGCAAAAUUGGAAGAAUGGCCUAUUUCUGUAUACUGCAGUGAAAAUUGGCAAGCAAUUAUUUCAGUUAUUUUGGGCAGAA